Cuculus canorus (common cuckoo) is the source of this 1447-nucleotide messenger RNA. It is a transcript of the gene PSMD9, whose product is annotated as proteasome 26S subunit, non-ATPase 9. The transcript has 6 exons. Lineage: Eukaryota; Metazoa; Chordata; Aves; Cuculiformes; Cuculidae. Gene Ontology annotation, biological process: proteasome regulatory particle assembly. Gene Ontology annotation, cellular component: cytoplasm; nucleus. Bases 48 to 674 code for a protein of 208 amino acids. Gene Ontology annotation, molecular function: protein binding. The record is from RefSeq and is a predicted model, not a curated record.
CGCAAAAGCCCCGCCCAGCCGUGACGCCAUUUCCCCGUGGUGCGGCCAUGGCGCAGCCCGGCGGGCGCCCCAUCACCAUCAGUGAGGUGCAAGAGCUGGUGAAGAGGAAGGAUGAGAUCGAGGCGCAGAUCAAGGCGUGCUAUGAGCUUCUGGAGGGGCAAAAGGGCGUGGGGAUGGACGAGCCGUUGGUGGACGCCGAGGGAUUUCCCCGCGACGAUAUCGACCUCUACCAAGUGCGAACCGCUCGGCACAACAUCAUCUGUUUGCAGAACGAUCACAAGGCCCUCAUGAAGCAGGUGGAGGAAGCUCUUCACCAGCUGCACGCCCGGGAGAAGGAGAAGCACGCCCGGGAUGAGGCGGAGGCGCUGGCCGAGGCGAUGAGCCAGACCCAGAGCCUGCCGCAGCCUUUUGCCAAAGUGAACGCAGUGACCCCAGGAUCUCCUGCCAGUAUCUCGGGACUUCAGGUCGAUGAUGAGAUUGUGGAGUUUGGUUCUGUCAACGCAAACAACUUCCAGAACCUGCAGAACAUCGCGACAGUGGUGCAGCAUAGCGAAGGGAGACCCCUGAGUGUGACUGUGAUCCGCAGCGGCAAAAAAGUGCACGUGGGGCUGACUCCAAAGCGCUGGAUUGGGAAGGGUCUCCUGGGCUGCAAUAUCAUUCCCUUGCAAAGAUGACCGUUGCUUGGAAAACAAUAAAGCUGAAGCUUGUGCCUGCUUUCUGGACUUUGAUCUGGUUUGAAAACUUCCCUACCUGGUUUUUUUUUUCUGAAACAAAUGUUUUGGAGGCUGUGGCCUCACGGUGCCAGACUCACAAAGGCUCAAGAGGUUCUGACAGAGCAGGGCCUGCUGCAAUUCAGAAUUGCGCUGGUUCAUCAGGAGUAGCUUGCAGGGUUGCAAGAUGUGGCCAUUUAUCUCUUACACCUUCUGUCAGUUUGGAAUGAGGCUAUUGAGAGACCCAAACUUCACUUGAUACAGGCUCUAAAGAGCAUGAAAUGCUCAUACUUGGUGAUAACAGAGCACUUUUUUUUUUUUUUAUAUCCCUUCCCCAGUAAAAUUCUUCACUGAACAUCUUGUAAUAUGUGCUAAGAAGUCCUGGAGCACUUCUUGGGUGUCUUUAAAAGUAGAUCUCAAUCAAAAAAUGUGCAGGUUUGGUACUUCAUCUUCCCCAUGUUACCACAACUUUUGAAGUCACUAAAUAUUGUGCAAGAAUUUGGAUGAGGAGUAGGGGUUAUAAUUCUGCUUUGGUUUACUUUUUGUAGUUGUUAUAGUCAUGACAAAAGGAUUCCAGAUUUUGUUAAAAAAAAAAAAAAAUUGUUUAUUUUCAGUAGUUGGUUUUAGGGUGUAUGAGCUCCUCGAAGGGAUUUCAGGGGUGAUUGAUUUGUUGUAAGAUUGUUUCCAGUUGAACUGGAAAAUACUCCAUUGAAACAAUAAAACUCAGUUAUAUUUUC